CUUUUCAGUAUUUGCUCUUCAAGCAUUGUAGAAAGCUCUUCGUUCGUACUUCAAAUUCAUUCUGUCACGUUCACGGUUCUCGACCCUAAACACUCAUCAUUCACACUUCAGCCUCACGAACUCUAUCACAUAAUCAUUUAUCCACCCGCAUACCUUUGUGUAGCGAAAUAUUACCCUGUUAGGAUUUUGAAGUUAGUGUUGCGAAAAAUUUUCAACGCGAGAGUAAAUAUUACCCCGUUAGGAUUUUCAAGUUUUAGUGUUGCGAAAAAUAAAUUAGUGACAAGGAUUCCGCGGCAUAAGACCGUGAACACCACCUCAUGG
Molecule: messenger RNA, 321 nt
Organism: Osmia lignaria (orchard mason bee)
Lineage: Eukaryota; Metazoa; Arthropoda; Insecta; Hymenoptera; Megachilidae
Source: RefSeq, a predicted model, not a curated record